Salvia miltiorrhiza (redroot sage) is the source of this 1193-nucleotide messenger RNA. RefSeq lists its product as uncharacterized. The record is from RefSeq and is a predicted model, not a curated record. Lineage: Eukaryota; Viridiplantae; Streptophyta; Magnoliopsida; Lamiales; Lamiaceae. The transcript has 2 exons. Bases 412 to 951 code for a protein of 179 amino acids.
UCUUCCCAUUUGCGACAUUUAUUGAUUAAGGGGGUUGGUGCUUUCUUGAAUUUGCUCAAAAAGUCCGUCUCUUUGGAUGAAAUAUGGAUUUUUAACAUCGGGAGCUUGUUUGAUUUGCUUCAAUUUUUCUGGGUUUAGUAACUUAUAUUUUUAGAAUGCUGGUAACUGAGAGUGGUUGAUGCUGUGUGGGUUGGAAUUGGAGAGAGAGAGAGAGAGAGGUUCCCAGUUUGGAUGGUUGAUAGAACUGCGUGUGUGUGUGUGUGUGUUUUGAGAAGGGGAUGUUAAUAGAGAUGGUUAUUUGAGGGACCCAUGAGUCUGAUGCUGAUAUUGCUAACUGCAGAUUGAGAAGUUGUUCUUUGAAUUUGAUUAACCAACCGCAAAGAAGAGUUACAGCUAAAAGUGCAAUAUAUCAUGGAGUUCGGCUCAUAUCAGAACAUGCACGACAAGAACCACAAAAGCUCAAUCGGGAGGGCGAAUGAACCUGAUCAUCGAGAUGCCUCUGAGAACCCGAUCCCAGUGGAGCAAAGUCAUCCUUCUGGUCCUGCAGAAGUAAAUAUGGAAGUUCCUAUUACUGCUGAUGAAGUUAUACGUGCCGGAGGCUUUGGAGCUACUGAUGAUAUCGGUACCAUGCUUCCAGCUGCCAGUGAUUGCACUGAUUUUGAAGACCAUCUCCGUGAUGUUCAGGGCUAUGAAGGAUCCAAGGAUGCCAAAACUGGCAAAGUUGAAGAGGGCGUAACUCCUGAAGCUCGAGGGGCAGCAAGUAUGGAAGCUUCUUUCUUUUCUGAUGAUGUGAUACGGGCUGGAGGUUUCGGAGCUACAGAUAAUAUAAGUAGCUUUCUUCCUGUUGCAAGUGAUUAUACUGAUUUUGAGGAAAAUCUUCGUGAUGCUCGAGGUUAUGAAGAAUCUGAAGAAAAGAGCAGCCGGCCUGGCCUUGGCUGGAAGAGCAAAUGAGUCUCUGUUUAAAUGUUAACCAAGUAUCUUGCUUUUAUUGCUCCCUACUAGUUAAGGUUCUUCCUAUUAUAGUUCCAAAACGUUUUCCUUGGAUGAAGUUACACAGUCCAUUUCUGCUAUCAAUUUUCGUGUUCAAACUUGUAUAAGCUUGAUGGCGAUGCUUGAUAUCGUCUAUACUGGUUUGUUGAUGCUUGUAAAUUUUGUUUUCGACAGCAAAGAUAUAAAAUCUCAUAUUCUCCAUA